GGAAGCCUCGAGCAGCCGGCGCCGUCUCUGCCCCCGGGCGCCCUAUGGCUUGAAGAGCCUGGCCACCCGGCGGCCCCGCUGCGGCGAUGGACCCACUGAACCUGUCCUGGUUCGAGGAUGACCUGGAGAGCCAGAACUGGAGCCGGCCCUUCAACGGGUCGGAAGGAAGGACGGGCAGGCCUCACUACAACUACUACGCCAUGCUGCUCACCCUCCUCAUCUUCGUCAUCGUCUUCGGCAACGUGCUGGUGUGCAUGGCCGUGUCCCGCGAGAAGGCGCUGCAGACCACCACCAACUACCUGAUCGUCAGCCUGGCCGUGGCCGACCUCCUGGUGGCCACGCUCGUCAUGCCCUGGGUCGUCUACUUGGAGGUGGUGGGCGAGUGGAAGUUCAGCAGGAUUCACUGUGACAUCUUUGUCACUCUGGACGUCAUGAUGUGCACGGCGAGCAUCCUGAACCUGUGCGCCAUCAGCAUCGACAGGUACACAGCCGUGGCCAUGCCCAUGCUCUACAACACCCGCUACAGCUCCAAGCGCCGAGUCACUGUCAUGAUCGCCAUCGUCUGGGUCCUGUCUUUUACCAUCUCCUGUCCGCUGCUUUUCGGACUCAACAACACAGACCAGAAUGAGUGCAUAAUCGCCAACCCCGCGUUCGUGGUGUAUUCUUCCAUCGUCUCCUUCUACGUGCCCUUCAUCGUCACCCUGCUGGUCUACAUCAAGAUCUACAUCGUCCUCCGCAGGCGCCGCAAGCGGGUCAACACCAAGCGCAGCAGCCGGGCUUUUAGGGCCAACCUGAAGGCCCCACUCAAGGGCACCUGCACUCACCCCGAGGACAUGAAACUCUGCACCGUUAUCAUCAAGUCCAAUGGGAGGUUCCCAGUGAACAGAAGGAGAGUGGAGGCUGCCCGCCGAGCGCAGGAGCUAGAGAUGGAGAUGCUGUCCAGCACCAGCCCUCCCGAGAGGACCCGGUACAGCCCCAUACCGCCCAGCCACCACCAGCUGACCCUCCCCGACCCGUCCCACCACGGCCUCCACAGCACGGCCGACAGCCCCGCCAAACCAGAGAAGAAUGGGCAUGCCAAAGACCACCCCAAGAUUGCCAAGAUCUUUGAGAUCCAGUCCAUGCCCAACGGCAAAACCCGGACCUCUCUGAAGACCAUGAGCCGCAGGAAGCUCUCCCAGCAGAAGGAGAAGAAAGCCACCCAGAUGCUCGCCAUUGUUCUCGGCGUGUUCAUCAUCUGCUGGCUGCCCUUCUUCAUCACCCACAUCCUGAAUAUACACUGUGAUUGCAACAUCCCGCCCGUCCUGUACAGCGCCUUCACGUGGCUGGGCUAUGUCAACAGCGCCGUGAACCCCAUCAUCUACACGACCUUCAACAUCGAGUUCCGCAAGGCCUUCAUGAAGAUCCUGCAUUGCUGACCCGCUCCCCGCCUCCCUGCCCGGGCCGGCCGGGUCUGCGUUCCUGGGAGCCGCGGAUGGGGGUGACGCAGGGCGGACUCGGCCUUCUCUUCGUCCCCAGCAGGCCCUGCAGUGCUAGCUUGACGCCACGGUGCCAGCCCGAGGGCUGGGCCUCCGGCUCGGGGUGGCUCACAGAGCCCCUCCCGCUCUAGACCCUCUCCCCUUGGCACCAAAGACGCAGCCGCCUUCUCUGACGUUUCUCUGGGGCUCUGGGGGCGCCAGGGCGAGAGGCAGGGCUCAGAGGCUGUGCUUUCUGUGGGGUUUGGCCUGGUCUUUGCAGGCCUGGGCUGGAGCGGGCCAUGGGGACGGAUGGCAGUUCACACCCCACGGGGCCCCUGCCCGGAAGCCGAACUCUAGCCACGGCCCCAGGCCACUUCAGUCCUGGGGGACCCUUGUAAAUACCAGACCACAGGGUGAGCCCCAGAGAAGCCCAAGCCAAAAAUCUUCUCUCAGUCCCUCUCCUGCCCAACGACAGGAGCCUCUAUUUCCACAGCAGGGGUCCCACCCGGCCCCACCCCGCCUCCAGCCAACCAUGUGAUUGCCACACCGCUGAGGGCAGCACCCCUGGGCUUGAAGGGCCCCAGGAAGGUGUGCGGGGAGAGGAAGCCCAGGCUGCUGCAUCCCGACGGACUCGGUGCAUCCCUUCUACAGCAACUGCUAGGCCAACCUGCGGGCGGGCAGGGAAG
This is a messenger RNA of Hyaena hyaena (striped hyena), 2143 nucleotides long. It is a transcript of the gene DRD2, whose product is annotated as dopamine receptor D2. Gene Ontology annotation, cellular component: presynaptic membrane; glutamatergic synapse. Lineage: Eukaryota; Metazoa; Chordata; Mammalia; Carnivora; Hyaenidae. The transcript has 8 exons. The record is from RefSeq and is a predicted model, not a curated record. The coding region runs from base 87 to 1418 and encodes 443 amino acids. Gene Ontology annotation, biological process: adenylate cyclase-inhibiting dopamine receptor signaling pathway; adenylate cyclase-activating adrenergic receptor signaling pathway. Gene Ontology annotation, molecular function: G protein-coupled receptor activity; dopamine neurotransmitter receptor activity, coupled via Gi/Go.